Molossus molossus (Pallas's mastiff bat) is the source of this 5814-nucleotide messenger RNA. RefSeq names its product poly(ADP-ribose) polymerase family member 4 (gene PARP4). The transcript is spliced from 35 exons. The coding region runs from base 184 to 5685 and encodes 1833 amino acids. The record is from RefSeq and is a predicted model, not a curated record. NCBI's taxonomy places the organism in Eukaryota, Metazoa, Chordata, Mammalia, Chiroptera, Molossidae. Gene Ontology annotation, molecular function: NAD+ poly-ADP-ribosyltransferase activity.
CAGGCGGCCAAUGCUCUAACUGCUGAGCCAAACCCGCCAGGGCUGUAACAUAACUUACAUGCACUGGGAAACCAAGAAAUUCAUGUGACUGGCUCUACUAUAAGACUGGCUUUAUUGAAGUGGUCCAGAACCCAACCUGCAAAAUCACUGAGGUCCCGGGAACCACCCUCAUUUCUCAGUUAAAUGGCAGCCCAUACACCCACAGGCCCCAAACUCCAAAUUUGGAGUCACCCCUCAAUGGCCAAAUCCCACCUGAAAGAUGAAACAACCUAUUCUAACCCUGAGGCUGGUCCGGGAAAAGAAAGCACGCCUGCGCAGCUGGGACUUGGCGGCAGGGAGCAGAGGGUGCCACCGGGCCUGGAGACGGCGGGGGCGGGGCUGCGGCGUCCUCUUGGGCUCCUGCCCCAGGUCAGCGCCCAGGGGAGUCCGGAGCUCGGAGCUGGGAGGCGCCGGGAGCUGAGAGCCCAGAAUACGGAGGCACAGGGAGCAGCGGGAUCCUCUGGCAGGAUGACUGUGGGAGUCUUUGCAAAUUGUACUUUCUAUCUGAAAGUCAAGCACUUAGGUCGUCAACAGAAGAAAAAGCUACAAACUGACAUUAAGGAAAAUGGUGGAAAUGUUUCCCUUUCAUUAAAUCCUCAGUGUACACAUGUAAUCUUAGACAGUGCUGAUGUUCUCAGUCAGUACCAACUGAACUCGGUCCAAAAGAACCAUGUUCAUAUUGCAAACCUGGAUUUUAUACGGGAAUCUAUCAAAGAAAGGAGACUGCUGGACAUAAAGAGUUACACACCGUACAAGUCACUGGACAGCACACCACCUCCUUGUCAAGAGGCAAGCAGUUCUGAGGUGAAAACAGACACGCUAACCCUGGACAAUGCCACAGAGACAGAAAACAUGGAGAAACUUACUAAGUUUUAUACAGAGAAUGUUGAAAUUCCUCAUUUUCCUCAAGAUUUUGAAGUUGCAAAAUAUGAUAUCUUAGAAAAAGUGGGGAUGGAGGGAGGCCAGGAGACCGCUGUGGUGGAAUUGCAGUGCUCCCAGGACACCGAGAACCCCGCCUUCCUCAUAGCCGCACACUUCCUCGCCCACGCUGGCACCGAGCGUAGAAAGCAAUUCUCUGUAAAGCAAACCUCUGAAGAUGCAAGUGAGUACUAUGAAAAUUACAUAGAAGACCUGGAGAGACAAGGAUUUCUACGAAGAGAAUCAUUUACCCCUGAAGCUACCCAGUUAGCAUCAGAAAAAUUGCAAGCAUUGCUUUUGGAGGAGGUAAUACAUUCAAGCACUCUGAGCCAAGAGGUGAGCCAUCUCGUGGAGAUGAUUUGGGCAGAGGCGCUCGGCCACCUGGAGCACACACUCCUCCAGUCCCUGAGCAGAAUCAGUCUUAACGAUGUGAGCAGGGCAGAGGGGAUUCUCCUCCUAGUAAAGGCAGCCCUGAAAAAUGGAGAGACAGAAGAACAACUGCAAAAGAUGAUGAGUGAGUUCUACAGAUUAAUACCUCACAGAGGUACAGCCAUGGAAGAAGUUAGCCUGAGACUAUUAGCCAAGAAAGAGGACCUCUGCCAGCUAAUAAGAGACAUGGUUAAUGUCUGUGAAACUAAUCUGUCCAAACCCAACCCGCCAUCUCUUGCCAAAUAUCGAGCUUUGAGAUGCAAGAUUGAACAUGUGGAACAGAACUCGGAGGAAUUUUUAAGAGUUAGAGAAGAGGUAUUGCAGAAUAAUUGCAGUGAAAGUCCAGUGGACAUCCUGCAGAUAUUUAGAGUUGGCAGAGUGAGUGAAACCAUCGAGUUUAUGAGCCAACUUGGCAAUGUGAAGACCCUGCUGCACGGCUCUGCUGCGUGGAGUUUUGUGGGCAUCCUGUCCCGGGGGUUGCUUUUGCCCAAAGUAGUUGAAGAUCGUGGUGUGAAAAGAACAGACAUUGGAAAUCUUGGGAGUGGUAUAUAUUUCAGCAAUUCACUCAGUACAAGUAUUAAGUACUCACACCCGGGAGGGACAGACGGCACCAGACUCUUGGCCAUUUGUGAUGUCGCCCUUGGGAAGUGCAUGGACUUUUACAAGAAAGACCCCUCCUUGGCAGAAGCGCCACCUGGUCAUGACAGUGUCCAUGGGGUUCCUAAAACAGCCACUGUCACCACAGACUUUGAGGAUGAUGAAUUUGUGGUCUAUAAAACCAGUCAGGUUAAAAUGAAAUAUAUUAUUAAAUUUUGCAUACCUGGGGAUGAAGUAAAGGACUUUCAUUCUUGUAAUAAUGUUGACUUAGAGGAACACACACCUGAGGUUUCAGGUUUUUCAAAGGUUGAAGAUUACCAGUUACCAGAUACCAGACUUUCCAGUAACAUCCAGGCCGGCCUCCAGGACAUCUCUGGAAAUUUAGUUCCCCUUGAAGACCUGCAUAUCAAGGGGAAAAUAAUAGACUUUGUGGCCCAGGUCAUUGUUUUUCAGACAUACACAAAUCAGAGCCCUACACCCAUCGAGGCAAAGUACAUUUUUCCUUUGGAUGAUAAGGCAGCAGUGUGUGGUUUUGAAGUGUUCAUCAACGGGAAGCACCUAGUGGGAGAGAUCAAAGAGAAGGAGACUGCCCACCGGGAGUACCGCGAAGCCCUAAGUCAAGGCCAUGGCGCCUACCUGAUGGACCAGGAUGCACCGGAUGUCUUUACUGUAAGUGUUGGAAACUUACCCCCCAAGGCUAAAGUUCUUAUCAAAAUUACCUACAUCACGGAGCUCAGCAUCCAAGGCACCGUGGCUGUCUUCUUCAUGCCUGCCACCGUUGCACCCUGGCAACAGGACAACGCUUUGAAAGAGAACAUCCAGGAUACUGUGGAAAAGAUUUGUAUAAAGGAAAUAGGAACAAAGCAAAGCUUCUCUCUGAGUAUGUCUAUCGAGAUGCCAUAUGUGAUUGAGUUCAUUUCUAGUGAUACACAUGAACUAAAAAAGAAGAGCACAGACUGCAGAGCUGUGAUUAGCACCGUGGACGGGAGCUCCUUGGAUAGCAGUGGAUUUUCUCUCCACAUCGGUUUGUCUGAUGCAUAUCUCCCAAGGAUGUGGGUUGAAAAACAUCCAGAGAAAGACAGCGAGGCCUGCAUGCUUGUGUUCCACCCAGAUCUUGGCAUCACCGCCCCCGACAGAGCUGAGGAGUGUGAAGUGAUCAUUUGUCUCGACUGUUCCAGCUCCAUGGAGGGUGCGACAUUCUUGCAAGCCAAGCAGAUCGCCUUAUAUGCACUGUCCUUGGUGGGUCAGAGGCAGAAGAUGAACGUUGUCAAGUUUGGCUCAGGUUACCAGGAGUUAUUUUCAUUCCCUAAGUACAGCACAAGCAGCAACGUGCCCGCCGAGUUCAUUGCGUCUGCCUCGCCCACCAUGGGGAACACCGACUUCUGGAAAACGCUCCGCUAUCUAAGUUUGCUGCCCCCUUCUCGAGGGACGCGGAACAUCCUCCUGGUGUCUGACGGCCACCUCCGGGAGGAGGGCCUGACGCUGCAGCUCGUGCGGAGACACGUGGGGCACACCCGGCUGUUCUGCUGUGGUGUGGGUUCUACAGCAAAUCGUCACAUCUUAAGGAUGCUGUCCCAGUGUGGUGCUGGACUAUUUGAAUAUUUUAACUCAAAAUCCAAACACAGUUGGAAAAAACAGAUAGAAGACCAGAUGACUCGGGCACGAUCCCCGAGCUGCCACUCAAUCUCUGUGAAGUGGCAGCAGCUCAGUCCUGGUGCACCUGAGCCCCUGCAGGCCCCGGCUCAGGUGCAGGCCUUGUUCCACAAUGACCGGCUCUUGGUCUAUGGCUUUAUUCCUCACUGUACUCAGGCAACUCUAUGUGCAUUAAUUCAUGAGAAAGAAUUUUCUACGAUGGUGUCAACUACUGAACUACAGAAGACAACUGGAAUUAUGAUUCACAGGCUGGCUGCCCGGGCUCUGAUCAGAGAUUAUGAAGACGGCAUUCUCCACGAAAAUGCAACGCAUCACGAGAUGAAGAAGCAAAUCUUAAAAUCUCUGAUUAUUCAACUCAGUAAAGAAAACUCUCUCAUAUCACAGUUUACAAGCUUUGUGGCAAUUGAGAAAAGGGAUGGUAAUGAGUCACCUUUUCCUAAUAUUCCAAAUAUUUUGGAACUUAUUGCCAAAGAAGAUGUGGAUUUCCUGCCAUACAUGAGCUGGCAGGAAGAGCACCCAGAUGCCAGCCUGCCCCAGGAUCUUUCAGCAUUCUCUGGAUGGCAUGAACAAGAGAAACUUCGACGUUUGACUAAAAAAAAACGUGAAUCACCUAAGCUGGAAGUUUUUGAAGGCUUUCAAGUAUUUGGCUUAGGUUCCCACCUCCCAGAAAAACCUUUAACACACAGUUUUGAUUGUAGAGAUGUGGAAAGGCCAUUGGAUUUAAGUCAGAUAGAUUCACUGAAAUACGCAAGAAUUAAACCAGUAUCUGCAAAAGCCAUUUCAGCAAAAUUGGAUGUUUCCAACUCUUUUGCUGCCCCUGCUUCAGCCAGUUCCCUAGCUGCUCCCUCUUUUGGUUCUGCUAGCCUCUCUCCUCCCAACUUACUUUCUGAACACUCUCUUUUUGGUUUUCUUGAUAGUCCCAAACAGUGUGGUCCAUCUAAGAAUGACCAAGGCCUCAAGACAGGCCGUUCUACUGGCGUUUCCCCUGGGUGGGAUUCUUCUUCUAUAAGGUCUCCCCUAGAGGGUUCUUUCCUAGAGAACCCAUCUUUUGUAUCUCUCAAUAGUUCAGCUUUUUCAGGUGACUUGUUUAGCUCCAGACAGUCUGAUCUACCUAAAAUAUAUGAAGGCCCUGAGGUCUGCCCUUAUAUUGACAAUUCCCUUGAGUUGGACUCUCUCCCUCAGCAGAAUCUUUUGUUCUCUUCUCCUGGACUUGCUCCCUCUGAUCCACCCAGAGGCUCUAGCUUUCAUAUUUUUCCUGGUUCCUUUCCUCUUCCUUUUCAAAAAUCUUCAGCUCCCUUGAGCACCAGUUACAAGCAGCCAAUACAUCAAAUUGGCCUUGCUCACUAUGGGGCUUCUCCAUCAGCUAUUUCUGUGCGAACUGCAUCAUCAGAGUCUCUCCCGCAUACAUGUUUGGCUGCCUCAAGUUCUUUUGAAACAGAAAGUGAUGAAACACCAGGAUUUCUGGCUAGCACGGUUUUUAAAGAGGUAGAAAAAUCUGAUAUAACAAGAGACUUUCCUGAAAGCUUCCUGGGACUAAGCAACGAUGGGGAUGACAUGGGCGGCAGAGAAAGCUGGAGGAAUUCUGUGCCCGGGCCUGAACUCUUCAGUCUGCAAACCGAGGAUGGCUUCUGGAAACUUACUGCAGCACUAGGACUUAUGUUAAACCUUAAUACAACUAUAUUAAAUCAUUUUCUUGAACAAAAAGGCAUUCGAUCUCUAGGUAUAAAAGGAAGAGAACGUCUUCUGGACCUGAUUGCCACACUGCUGGUUCUGCAGUUUCUUCGCACCUGGUUGGAACAAACAGGAGUAGUCUUCAAAUCCCUGAUGAAAUUGGAUGAUGCCUCCAUUUACAGAAAUACUCCCUGGGCUUUUGAGAAAAUAAAGAAAGCAAGCGAAUGGGUAAGAAGAACUGAAGGACAAUAUCCAUCUAUCUGCCAAAGGCUUGAAUUGGGUCAAGACUGGGACUGUGCCACUAAACAACUAUUGGGAAUCCAACCAAUGAACACCAGCUCUCCUCUUUAUAGAGCUCUUAAUUGUGGUCAAGGCUGAAUCAGAUGAAGUUGUAUUUUAAGCUUUUUUCAUGCUUCUAUCCAUAAAAUAAUAAUAUUAAUAGAUACCUAUAAUGAAAUUUGAUUAUGAUUUUAUCAAAUGUAGCAAUAAGUCACUUAAAAAUAAAUG